Ornithodoros turicata is the source of this 2060-nucleotide messenger RNA. RefSeq lists its product as uncharacterized. NCBI's taxonomy places the organism in Eukaryota, Metazoa, Arthropoda, Arachnida, Ixodida, Argasidae. The transcript has 17 exons. The record is from RefSeq and is a predicted model, not a curated record. Bases 110 to 1903 code for a protein of 597 amino acids.
AUCGUUCUGAGCCUCUUCUCAUACGUGUUAGAUAAGUAGUUGUUCAAGCACAUACGACAUAAUCUCGCGUCUGGCAAAAGUUUCAGUCGGGUCCUAGGGUGUGAGCAAGAUGCUGCUCUUGUGGAUUCUCCUCGCUGUCUCGUUGUCCAAAGGGGAAGAGCAGCCUCCAUCCUUUCCUUCUGACUUUAAGGUGGAUGUCCUAGUAGACACAUGGUGGGAGAGAGGACUCAAGUUGUACACCAUCGCAUACACUGCCAAAGGCAAUGGAAGGGGAAAUUUGCUGUACGUUUCGGAGACGUCGCAUAACAAGGAAUACAUCAAAAUGAUCGACUUCGGGAAGGACACGAUCAUUCUGGCUAACACUCUAGACGAGUCAUGCAACUAUGCGAAGGGCAUCCCAGAAGUUGAGAAGACCAACAUUUUCUUUCCCGUGGAUUUCGAAAGACGCGGACACCAAGUGCAAUUUCUCACGCCAGAUAAGCUGUUCCGGUUCGAUGGAAAGAAGACCCCUGAAUCAAGUAUUGCGGCAGGCCUGUCACGGUGGAGUUCAACAACUGUUCUGCAUGACUCUCCCAGUGGAAAAGACGUGCAAUGCAACAUAUCAUUCGCCUGGACAACAAACGGAACCAAAACUCCUCGAUGCGAUCGAAAUGCCGAGAAUGUUAACGCCUGUCCUCCGAUUCCUGUUGUAUCCCAAUUACUAUGUGACAAAGAAACGGCCACCUACACGUUCUCCAGUUAUACUGAGGAGUUGGAUUACAGCAUCUUUCAGGAACCACUGGGAUUCUAUUGUGGCGGGAAAGAAAAAGCAUUAUCCCUUCCAAAGUUACCAAGCGUUUUUAGCCUUAGAGCUGAGAACAUAUUUCCAGGAUCUGGAAACGUGGUCUGGUAUUCUUAUCUCUGGGCUGACCUUAAGAACGGCGCUGUAGCUACUCGUCACAGGGAAGAAAAUGAAGAUGUCAUCAUUAUCUCCGACUACCGAGCCGGAUAUCAGUAUGAAAUCGACGUUACCACAGAGACAUGUGUACCAAGAGCAAUGGGAGGGGAAGGGUUCACACCGAAGUCAAAAGAAGAACUUGUAUGGGGCGAAGAAAUAGCAGACGACAUUCAGCACUCAGGAGACCACCGUUGCCGUCUUUCGAAUUGUCAUGUUUAUGCUACGACCACGGGCGAAAAAGUGCAGAAUUUGUAUUACGCUUACGACAAUGCCCUGGACUUCGGUAUAGGAGAGGCCCGUCGUCCAGCGUACAUGGAGACCAGACAAAAGGGUGUAGUGCAAAGACAGAGACACGUGGUGGCCUACGAUGAGGACGUGAGAUACUGGGACGUGUUCAACUUGUACCGUUGCUUCCAUCAAGGUGACAUUCGCACGCUUGCCAUAACUCUGGAAGGAAACACCAAUUUCGACAAGGACAUUGAAUCCCUUCACGAUCUCCGGGAAGCUUACCGCGAAGCUGUCGUCGAAGCCCUCGGCAUUUCCCAAACAUUGAGGUUCACAAUAUUCUGGUUCGUCCCUAAUGACACCAGGACUGGCAUGACUGCAACCGGAUUUGUAUUCCCAUCUCGCAACGUCAAAGGUUUCGAAGACGCUGACACAGACGCCGCCAUCGAGCACCUGAAGUCCGUUGUAGACCAAGGAAAGUUUUUGUUCCGAGUGAACGCUAGCUUCGGAAAUGAUCCCCUGACUUACAAGGCAGUGAGCGUAUCUAAUGGCUACCGGAAAGCUGCUCCAAGUGCCUCUGCAGUACAAGUAACUCAAGGCUACACGUCCGGGAACAUGGCUUGUCUUGGAUUUGGCAUGCUCUUCCUCGGGAUCGUCCUGACAGCUGCGGCAGUCUACGUCGCAGUUCGGGUUUGCCCCAAGAAUCAGAUCAGUGCGAUAUUUCUCCAGAAUCAAGGCUGAGUACAGUCUAGGGGCUUGACGGCACAUAUCUGCAGUGACCAGCGUCCCAUGGCUACAUCAAGACGUGCUGGCUGCGCUAUAUUUACAUUGGUUAAUUUAUAUUGGUUGUAUAUUUACAUGCCACAGAGCCUGGUUCAAUACAGUGCGUGUUUCUUAA